Molecule: messenger RNA, 2110 nt
Organism: Bombina bombina (fire-bellied toad)
Lineage: Eukaryota; Metazoa; Chordata; Amphibia; Anura; Bombinatoridae
Gene: FAM3A
Product: FAM3 metabolism regulating signaling molecule A
Exons: 10
Coding region: 188-883 (231 amino acids)
Source: RefSeq, a predicted model, not a curated record
AUCAGAAUUGCCGCUCACAUUGCUGCUGCACGCCAGUCACUUUGCGGAUGGGGUCUGGAGAAGCGUUUCCGGGUGUAAUAGAUUAUUGGUAAUCUUCUGCAGUUUAGCGGUCGGCAACGGCCUCUCAGUGACCACACCUGGGAAAAGCCCCUGGAUUCUAGGGCAAGGACCACCCAACGACUGAGCUAUGCGUCUUGCAGGUCCUGUGCGCAUUGUUGUGGUUCUCCUCACUGUGGGGCUGACAUGGAUAUUAGCGGGUGUUAUGCUUGGAACACAGAGUGGCUUUCCUCGGAUACAGCAGCUCCUGGGUGCAGGUGGUGAAGUGAGCAGCACAACUGAUCCACGCCCCAGGCGGUACAAGUGCAGCCUGCCUCAGCCCUGUCCAGAGAAGCAUUUCGCUAUUCGUGUAGUGAGCGGCGCUGCAAAUGUCAUUGGACCAAAGAUCUGUCUGGAGGAUAAAAUGUUGAUGAGCAGUGUUCAGAAUAAUGUGGGUCGUGGGCUCAACAUAGCUCUGGUAAAUGGGGUGAACGGGGAACUUCUGGAGGCCAAGUCUUUUGACAUGUGGAGCGGAGAUGUGUCACAGCUGAUGAAGUUCUUAUUACCAAUACACGAAGGGACUUUGGUUCUGGUCGCUUCGUAUGAUGAUCCGGCCACAAAGAUGACUGAGGAUGCCCGAAAACUGUUUGCAGAGCUGGGCAGCACGGCAAUAAAAGACGUAGCGUUCAGGGACAGUUGGGUGUUUGUAGGAGCAAAGGGUGUGCAAGAUAAAAGUCCAUUUGAACAGCUAAUAAAGAACAGUAAGAGCAGCAACAAGUACGAGGGUUGGCCAGAAGCUGUGGAGCUGGAGGGCUGCGUCCCUCAGCGCACGCAAGAUUUGGAGUGACGGGAACGAGAAUAAAAUGUUACUGUGGAGAGGUAGCUGGAGUGGCCAGACCUGGGCUUACCAUAAUACAGCUGGACUUUCUGUCUGACUCCCAUUUGCACCUUUGGCUGGGGGUAGAGAUACUACGGCAAUCGUUAAGAUGCGCAGUUUAUAAUUAAUUGCACUGAAAUUGACUUUCUUUUACGAGUUAUGUACAGACAUAGAUAAUACUCAGAUUCACUGAGAUAUCCAAGAAUAAACCCUCCCGAUAUCUGAAUUGGGCAGCUAUUUGUCUACUGUCCAACAACUGCGGUUCCGGAAACUGCAAGUCACCAUUAUUAUUUUUUUUUUAGCUAUAACUGGCUGACUGUCCUUCCAAGAAAAUCAAACUAUAUAAUUAAAUGGAAACUAAGGGCUAUAAUGGCCCAAUCUGUUUGACGUAUUUAUUAUCAUAUUUUAAAUAACUGAUUUUAUUAUAAAUGCGCUGUUUUUUGUUUUUUUUCACCUACUGACCAGUAAGUUGUUUUGUAUAUUCUCAACCUUUCGUCAUGGUUUAAAAAUGUAUUUGUUUCCAUUGGCUGUUAUGCAUUGUUUGACAACCAAAGGGGUGAAAGACAAACUUGUAUAUAAGUAAUAUGUUCUAGGUAUUAACACCUGUAAAUAGGCAACCUUUUUCUCUUUGAACUGUACAUUGAUGCACAAGAGGUUUGCUGCACUUUUUGGCUGAACAGUAAUUUUAGGAACAUUUUGUGAUUGUAUCUGUGCCCGACUUCCUUGCAUUAAAUCGAAACACCAUAACACCCAGGUGCCGUAGGUAUUGGUAAGCAUAAAAUAGUAUAGGUAGAUCUAUCUAUCAUUUAAUAGGAAGUUGACAAUAAAAGACAGUGCUACUAACUUACACAUUAUGUUUUAUAAACUGAUACUAUACAGUAAAGAGGGGUUUUGUAUUAUAUGGACCGCCCACUAGGAAUCGGACAUGUACACAAGGAACUGUUAAAAAGUCAAAAACAAUUUCUGGGUCUCCAUUGUAAAUGUAGAGUAAAAAUCCUUUAUUCACAGCUUGUGCUGUGGCAAAGUAUAUGAAAGUUAUCAGGAAAAAAAAAAAAGAUUGUAAAAACCAUAGUAUAUCUGCUUUUUUAAAGGGCUGAAGAUUCAUAUUAACUAGAAACUUGCUGGUCCAAGACAGUGUUGAUAAUAAUUUAAGGUUGUAAAGCCUGUGAUCUCAAGAAUAAAAUCCUUUAUUCUCUG